This is a messenger RNA of Podarcis lilfordi (Lilford's wall lizard), 159 nucleotides long. Lineage: Eukaryota; Metazoa; Chordata; Lepidosauria; Squamata; Lacertidae. The record is from the annotation of a GenBank genome assembly.
GGGAACACUUGAGAAUUUGUCCACAAGGCUACACUUGCUGCACCAGUGAGAUGGAGGAGAACUUUGCCAACAAGAGUCGGCAUGAAUUUGAAGGCAUGUUGAAGGAGGCCACACGCUCGGUGCAAGUAAUCUUAACAGCCCAGUACAAGAACUUUGAUG